Molecule: messenger RNA, 1992 nt
Organism: Notolabrus celidotus (New Zealand spotty)
Lineage: Eukaryota; Metazoa; Chordata; Actinopteri; Labriformes; Labridae
Gene: adad2
Product: adenosine deaminase domain containing 2
Exons: 11
Coding region: 86-1660 (524 amino acids)
Biological process (GO): adenosine to inosine editing; RNA processing
Cellular component (GO): nucleolus; cytoplasm
Molecular function (GO): double-stranded RNA binding; double-stranded RNA adenosine deaminase activity; tRNA-specific adenosine deaminase activity
Source: RefSeq, a predicted model, not a curated record
CCUUCACACAACGCUGGAAUCAGACAGGUGGACACAAUCACUAUUACAACAAGUGGAAGAACGCACUGACAGGUGGCUUGGAAGCAUGGCAGACCAGGAGGUGUUUCAACACAGCCCAAGAAGACGUGGUUCUACUUUUCGGUCUUUGUCGGACAUUGAGCCAAGUUCACACCUUCAUCCUCCCAGUGUCUACGGGGCACCUGAUGUGCCCAGAUAUUCUGCUACUGGACUGAGGGAAGCUGCUUCUGGAGACAGUGACCAAGAAGAGAAAGAAGAUAUAUAUUCUGAAAGAGGGGAUGGAUUCAGAACAGAGAGGGCCUCUAUCCAUGAACUCGAGGAUAAACUUGGUCCUGUUGACAUCCCAUUGGGAGAUGAGGAUGGAGACUCAGAUGAUGACGAGGCCACCCUCUCUCUCUCUGGUAUGUGGCCUGAAGGAAGCAUGGCCUCAGAUGAAGAGCUGCUCCUGGAUCAGAUUAAGGACUUCAAGAACGCAAAGCAAAGCCCGAACACUGAAGUCUGGCAAACAGACUGGCACAAGAAUCACAUGGGCGCCAUAAGCAGCGAGACGUUCGACUGCCUCCUGAAGAUGUGUCCAGAUUUCCAGGGUUGCAAGAGCCACAUGGCUGCGUUUGUGUUGAUAACAGACGUGUUGGACACAGACGAGCGUCCUUGUGAGCAGUACAAGGUGGUGGCGUUGGGGGCCGGCCGCUCGAGCUGCAGCAAGCAGCAGUGCUACAAUGGGACGAUGGUGCACGACUGCCACGCAAUCAUCAUCGCCAGAAGAGCUCUCCUCAGGUUUUUGUACAAACAGCUUCUGCUGUUCUUUGAUGCCGAUCCAAAGGCCAAGGAGAACUGCAUUUUCCAGAGCAGCACAGACAGCCACCAGCUUCAGCUCAAGCCUGGGAUCAGUCUGCAUCUCUACACCAAUCAGUGUCCUGAAGGAGCGGCCAAGAACUACUACUUCAAGGGUCCUGCAAACAACACAUGGGGGACCAUGAAGCUGCAGUAUCACGCCAAAGGCCUGCUGGUCCCCGUUCCUUACCUCGAGCCGAGUGUGUGGGGAGCCAAAGUCUGCUGCAUGUCCGGUAGUGACAAGUUGUGUUGUUGGACCAUCACUGGGGUCCAGGGUGCUUUGCUGACCCACUUUAUACAGCCGCUCUACAUCACCAGCAUGGUGCUAGGAGACCAGGGAGUCGUCAACGAAGAAGUAUCUGAUAUCACCAACAAGCGACUCGGGGAUGAAAUGGAAGACAUUCUGCCGCCUUUCUACAAACAACACAAGAUCUUCUUCCUCUGUGGCGACCACGCCGGGCCUAAACAGACCUCCCCUCAACACGACGACCUCAGCGUCAACUGGUGCCUCGGAGACCAGGACAUCGAAGUCCUGGACAGCAGCAAGGGCUUCAUUGUUGACGGCUCUCCGUCUGUGAGCGGACCCGGCUUCUCCAGCAGACUCUGCAAGAGAGCCCUCUACAGUUACUUCCUCCAGGUCGCUCAGCUGGGGGGACACAGCUACCUCCUGGAACUCCCCACCUACCACAGCCUCAAGGUGGAGGCCGUGGUCUACCAGACAGUCAAAGAUCUGGUCAAGCAGCAGUUACUGAGCAAACAUGCCGGCCCCUGGAAUUCAAAAAAGCUGGUGGACUGCUUCAGCACAUGAAUGUGCCCUCAGCAUCAGACCCACUUGAAGUUUAUCUAAGAUUUUGUUGAGAUUUUGUUCUGCUUGUGUGUGCAUCUCAGUUAUUCUGUUCUUGGUUUUAUGAAUAAUAAUGUUUUCAGUUUGUGUAGGUGUUUGAGAAAAGUAAAAAGUAACCCUCCUGUUUGUAACAGUGAAGAAGUUGGUUUGAAUGCACUGUGGGUGGAAAAACAUCGUUUUAAAGGCAGAGAUUUGUUCAGCCCUGUCAAGUAGAGACGAACACCAAAAUCACCCUGUUGUUAAACCGCUCUUAUGAUCCUGAAAUAAAUGUGAAAACUUAAACUACAGCAGAGUAA